AUGACCGCGCCGGAGACUGAAUGCCAUGACCCCGUCAAAGGCGAAAAGCAAGAAGGUGACACUUCCCCGAGAGCAAAAGAGGACAACGAAAAGGAAUACGCCGACUUCAAAACAUGGGCAGACGACUUCUUCGAGCGCGAGUACACGGAGCACCAAUGGUCCGCCGGCGCCCACAUCUCCUCGUCUCAGAUCUCCAUCCUCGUCGAGCCCGGUGAAGGAAAAUUGCGCGACCUCGAGCCCGACGAAGAACUGCUGUCGGAAAGCGAGGAGAGUGAAGGCGAGCAAGAACCGUUCGUGACGUGGUCCAAUCGGACCAGGUUGGACGCGGCAACCUCGUCCAACCUAUCGAUGCGGGCAAUGCAGUGGUGCAUGGACAAGGACAAGGAGUACUGGAGCGGCAAGGCGCUCCCUGAACAUCGACAGAAGAGCUGCUUGGCCAAGAGGUCGAUCGGCGAUCGCGUGGAGCGCAGCAGGCGCAUCAAGUGGGCGGAGGAGAUGGGGAGGAGGUACCCGGGCAGGUACGUACCCUAUCCGGGUCGUCUUGUCCGGGCGCCACCUUCGCGGUGCCGUGUCGACAAGGGACGCCGACUGCAGCGCAAGAAGUAG
This is a messenger RNA of Cladophialophora carrionii CBS 160.54, 606 nucleotides long. RefSeq lists its product as uncharacterized. The transcript has a single exon. The record is from RefSeq and is a predicted model, not a curated record. Lineage: Eukaryota; Fungi; Ascomycota; Eurotiomycetes; Chaetothyriales; Herpotrichiellaceae. Bases 1 to 606 code for a protein of 201 amino acids.